Messenger RNA from Rana temporaria (common frog), 1119 nucleotides. RefSeq names its product endoplasmic reticulum protein 29 (gene ERP29). The record is from RefSeq and is a predicted model, not a curated record. The coding region runs from base 48 to 818 and encodes 256 amino acids. The transcript has 3 exons. Gene Ontology annotation, biological process: protein secretion. Gene Ontology annotation, cellular component: endoplasmic reticulum; endoplasmic reticulum lumen. NCBI's taxonomy places the organism in Eukaryota, Metazoa, Chordata, Amphibia, Anura, Ranidae.
GACCUCCUCCUCUGCUCAUCAGCCUGUCAUCGCUCUCCAAAAAAGCCAUGGCGAGAGGAUGCAAUGUGCCGGCUAUGUGCGCAGUGCUGGGGCUGCUGGCUUCCAGCUUCCUGAGACAGUGCUCGGCGCUGCACACUAAGGGCUCCCUAUCUCUGGACCAGAUCACCUUCUAUAAGGUGAUUCCAAGGAGUAAAUUUGUGCUGGUUAAAUUUGACACUCAGUAUCCUUAUGGAGAAAAACACGAUGAAUUCAAGCAAUUAGCUGAAAGUUCGUCUUCUAGUAAAGAACUUCUAGUGGCCGAUGUUGGGAUUUCAGAUUAUGGAGAUAAGCUAAAUACGGAGUUUGGAGAGAGGUACAAGCUGGAUAAAGAAAACUACCCUUAUUUCUACCUGUUUGUGAAUGGCGAUGUUGACAAUCCUAUUCCCUACACCGGAGUGGUUAAGGCUAGUGCCAUCCAGCAUUGGUUGAAGACCUAUGGGGUAUACUUAGGAAUGCCAGGAUGCCUUGAGGAAUAUGAUAAACUGGCAGGAGAAUUCAUCAAGUCAUCCAGUAUUGAAGAGAGAAGUGAAAUCCUAAAGAAAGGUCAGGCCAUGCUGGCAAAUGUCGGAGAAAUGGGAAAAAAGUCUGCAGAGCAAUAUCUCAAGAUAAUGAGUAAAAUCAUCGACCAGGGGGAGGAUUUUGCCAGCAGUGAGUUUGAGCGUAUUACGAAACUGAUCGAGAAGAACAAAAUGAGUGAGUCCAAGAAGGAGGAUCUUCAGAAAAGACUUAACAUUAUUAGUAGCUUCCAGAUUAAAAGUCAAGAAAAGGAGGAGCUUUGAUCACAGACUAAUGUAAUAUGCUUCCAUCCAAACAGUAUUCUUUUAAUGUGACCUGACAUUGUAUCUGAAUACCAAUGUUGUACUCCAAAUAGAAGCUGUAAAUGCUUCUGUCUCAGUAUUUGUUUAACAUAAAGUUAUAAAUGUGUAAAGCUAUAGCCCUUGUACUCAAGCUUUUCUUCUUAAUCCGGUAUACUAUAGCCAAUGUGCCAUUAAUUUGGAAUUCCAAAUAUGAGAUUGCGCUAUAUCCCAGAAAAGUACAUUUUCUGUUUCAAUAAGUUUGUAAUCAAGGUUGGCAAAGUUG